GCUCACUGGCUAACCAGACGCCUACAGAUUCAACAGAAAGAGAAACUGUGACUUCAGUCUCCCAUCUACCUAGUCUCACUUUUACAACUCCUGAAGACCUGAAACCAACAUCACCAGAUCGGAACCUGCAGACCACCUGCAUCAUUCUGGGUUUUCUCCUUUUUCUGAGCAUUGUGAUUAUUAUUAUCCUUCUGCUGAAAAGACAGAAGAAAAAUGAUUGUGUUAUAUCUUCUGCUCCAGUAUCAGCCCCUAUCCUGAUGAAUCACAUGGUGCAGAAGUUAACCACUGGAGGGGAUGUCUCCUUGAGCGUCCACAAAACAGAAGGCGUGACCCCUUCAGCAGCCCAUGAAGACUCUGAUUCUGAUUACGAAGACUAUGAUUUCAGCAAGAAGCCCCCUGUGCCUUUCUCUAAUUUCUACACUUCUUUUCACUAUCAAGCAACUGGCGACCAAGUUUCACCACCCCACAAUUUCCCCAAACUGACAAUGCGCCAGGAAACCAAACGUCCUAAGGAUUAUCGGCAAACGGAUCUUACAGCUGAAGACAGUGAUAGCACCUCAUCUGGAGAUUCAGACUGGUAUGAGAAUAUCCACAAACCACAGCAACAGGUGCAGCAACAAGGAGAUGAACCUUCCUUUGCAGGCUUAACAGUUUUUGCCAAACCUUGGUCAAACGGCUUGACUGGCUCUGGAAAUGAUUCAUCUGGCAGCAGUGAACAUCAUAACAUGUGAUUCUAAGGACCUGGGCUGCUGAAGGGAGAGAGCUUCAGGCCUGGCCUCUCAUACAAAAAUGGCCAAGGUUGGCAACAAUAACUUGAGUCCUAAGAGAGACCAUUUUCCACCUUUUCAACCUUGAGGACUCAGCAUUGAAGAAAUAGACCAGAUGAUCUCAGGAUCUUCAACAACUGCAAAGACACAUCAAUGACCAUUUCCCUCCCUGGUUGAAUGAGAAAUAUGCCACCUUUAUAAAGACACAUAUUUCUACUCUGCCCUUCCAUGGGAGAACCCUGUGGGGGAUUAGGAUUUGCACUGAGUUCUGCAUUUGACUCCCCUCAUUUGAUUUUGUUUUGUCACACAGUGAAGUGCCAUCAAACCAAAAUGCAGCUUCAAAAUACUAGAUAAGCUGGGGGACAGAAAGUUCCAGCCAUGUCACCUUGUUAGGAAGUUGCUGCCACCUUUUGAGGUGGCAUCUUUCUCUUCCAGGACCCAAGAGGCCAGUUUUGUCUUUGAGGAAAUUGUUAGCUUAAAAGCCUGAGACUGCUUAGAGAUUUUGGGGGUAACAAAUAGUAUUCUCUCAUGCCUGAAAUUAGAUGCCAAUUCUGCUUCUCUUGAAGAAAGUUUGGUUGUCUCUUAAGAGAUUCUGAAAGGAGGGUGUAGGUUUUUAUAUUGAAGUCCUGGAGUAGCUACACUAUGAAAUGCCAAACAUGUGGCAGAAACUGUCAGCCAUUCAAAGUAUGUGCAUAUGUGCAUGCAAAA
Messenger RNA from Thamnophis sirtalis, 1475 nucleotides. Lineage: Eukaryota; Metazoa; Chordata; Lepidosauria; Squamata; Natricidae. The record is from RefSeq and is a predicted model, not a curated record.